AUGAUUCGUCACCUCUUAUUUACGGUGUCUUUUGUUGGAAUUCUUGCCGAUCUUCCUGGAUGGAAUUUGUUGUUUGGAACCGAUGUUUUAAAUGAAACUUAUAAAGAACCACUAACAUUCGAUAACCCUGUUCCUAAAUGGAUCAAAGGGUCUUUGAUAAGAAAUGGACCUGCGCGAUAUGGAAUGGGGAAACACUCAUUUCGUAACGUUUUUGAUGGGUAUGCAAAGUUGUAUUCAUGGCAAUUCCCAGGAAAUGGGUCCGCCUAUUUCUCUUCCAAGUUUGUUCAAAGCAAGUCUUAUAAAGAAUCACUUAGCAUAAAUGACGUCGCACCUUACCAGACAUUCGAUAAUCUUGUCCCGCCCAGAACCUUUAUGGAACAGGAGAUGUCAGUGGUUAAUGGCAUGGACAAUAUGAACGUUAAUAUAUACAACUUUUCAGGAGACUGUGUUAUUCUAACUGACAUGUGGAAGUUAUACGUAGUCAACUGCUAUACGCUAGAAACGAUACGAGAAUGCAAUCCAAAGAUACCAGGAGCAAAGGCUAGUUUCCCGUAUAUGGGUAUUUUGUCUGUGGCGCAUCCGCUCCAAGAAUACGGCACAAACCACCACUUAACCUUCCUCCAGAGUCAAGGCAUGGUACCAGAAGUAGCUAGUAAAUUUACCCUUGUCCGAACGAAGUCUGCAGAUAUUCGGGAAAAAAUAGCAGAGUGGGAAGUUAAAAAAAUGCCAUAUUUGCACUCUUUUUCAACCACCGAAAGAUACGCUAUUAUCUUAGCUUGUCCUUUAUACAUAAAUAUUGAGAAAUUACUGACAGGUCAUCUCCCGGUAGAUAGCAUGUUUUUCGACAAAGAUGAGCCUACACUUACAUAUAUAGUUAACAUUAAAACAGGAAAGGUAACAACGUUAACGACAGAAAAUGUCUUCACCUUGCAUCAUGUAAAUGCAUAUGAACUGGACGAAGACACCAUUUUUAUGGAUAUUGUAUCUUAUCCAGAUGCUGCUGUUGUGUCCGUCUUGGAAAUGGAUAUUAUUAUGAACGAGACACGACGCAAUGCCUAUCCAUUUAAACCCUCUUUGAAAAGAUUUAAAAUAGACUUGAAAGCAGAAAAAAUGACGCCAAUUUCUUUUGAUGUUAACCCUAAAGUCCCCCACGUCAACAUGUUGGAGGCACCCACCAUUAACGAACUUUACAGAUCAAAACACUACUGCUAUGUCUACGGUGCUGUUUAUAAAAGCGACUUUAAAAUAUAUGGCAAUUUUUCGUUUGUCAAAAAGGAUCUUUGCAACACUACAGGCGACUUGUCAUGGUCUCUUCCAGGACAUUAUCCAAUGGAAGGAUGGUUUGUUCCGGAUCCAAACGGAUCAGCAGAGGAUGAUGGAGUCCUCAUGCUUCCAGUGCUAGACGGAAAUCUGGGCAAAAGUUAUCUUUUAAUUCUUGAUCCUAAAACAUUGAAACCUAUCACCAAAUCUUACAUGCCUUUCAAUAUCCCUUUCCACUUUCAUGGACGAUUUAUCAAGAAUUUGUUUUAAGAUGCUUUUGAUUUUUGUGUUUUUCUUGCUU
Molecule: messenger RNA, 1561 nt
Organism: Saccostrea echinata
Lineage: Eukaryota; Metazoa; Mollusca; Bivalvia; Ostreida; Ostreidae
Product: beta,beta-carotene 15,15'-dioxygenase-like
Exons: 2
Coding region: 1-1530 (509 amino acids)
Biological process (GO): carotene catabolic process; retinal metabolic process
Molecular function (GO): carotenoid dioxygenase activity; beta-carotene 15,15'-dioxygenase activity
Source: RefSeq, a predicted model, not a curated record